GGGCCCAGGCUAGCGCGGUGUGUGCGUCGGCGUCGCGGCCGGCAGAGGGAUUCUGGGUAACAACCCCGGCCGGCUGGGGCGGCUGGCUCCGCGCAGCAGCUGGCACGCUAGCCAAGUCCGUUGGCAGUGGCGGUUGUAGGGCCGGGGGCAGCGGGACAUGGAGCAGCCGUGGCCGCCGCCGGGACCCUGGAGCCUUCCUCGAGCCGAGGGUGAGGCUGAGGAAGAAAGUGACUUGGACGUGUCCCCCGGUUCUCCCCGCUGCCAGCAGCUGCAGGGUGACGGCGCCCAGAUGUAUAGCCAUGGGAUUGAACUGGCUUGCCAAAAGCAAAAAGAGUUUGUGAAGAGCUCUGUGGCGUGCAAAUGGAAUCUUGCUGAAGCUCAGCAGAAACUUGGUAGCCUAGCACUGCAUAACUCUGAGUCCUUGGAUCAGGAACAUGCCAAAGCACAAACAGCAGUAUCAGAACUGAGGCAACGGGAAGAAGAAUGGCGACAGAAAGAGGAGGCUCUAGUACAGAGAGAGAGGAUGUGUUUGUGGAACAUGGAUGCCAUUAGCAAAGAUGUUUUUAAUAAGAGUUUUAUUAAUCAAGAUAAACGAGAAGAAACAGACGAAGAUAAAUCUAAAUCAUUUAUGCAGAAAUAUGAGCAAAAAAUCAGACAUUUUGGUAUGUUGAGUCGAUGGGAUGAUAGUCAGAGAUUUUUGUCUGACCAUCCAUACCUUGUAUGUGAAGAAACUGCUAAAUACCUUAUCUUAUGGUGUUUUCACCUAGAAGCUGAACAGAAAGGGGCUUUAAUGGAACAAGUAGCACAUCAAGCUGUUGUAAUGCAAUUUAUUAUGGAAAUGGCCAAAAACUGUAAUGUGGAUCCAAGAGGAUGUUUUCGUUUAUUUUUCCAGAAAGCCAAAGCAGAGGAAGAAGGUUAUUUUGAAGCAUUCAGAAAUGAACUUGAAGCUUUCAAGUCAAGAGUAAGACUUUAUUCUCAAUCACAAAGUAUUCAACCUAUGACGGUUCAGAAUCAUGUUCCCCAUUCUGGUGUUGGAUCUAUAGGUUUAUUAGAAUCCUCACUACAGAAUCCAGAUUAUCUUCAGUAUUCUAUCAAUACAGCUCUCUGCAAUUUAAACUCAGUGGUACAUAAAGAUGAUGAUGAACCCAAAAUGAUGGACACUGUAUAAUUUGGUUAAGACUGCUGAGGCCAAGUGCUAUUUUGUUACAAGAAAGGAAGAACUUGGCUAUUUUCUUGACACUUUUAUGGGUGCUGCACUUUAUUUUUGUUUGGUUUUUGAUGGGAGGGAAAGAAGAGUACUGAAACGUUUUGUAACAUUUUUUUUUAAUGUGCUGCUAAGGUUUUUUUUUCUGAAGAGGAGUGGUACCAUAUGUUGCAGGAAGUCAAACUGGACUGGUUUUUUGUUUUUUUUGGCUACUAAAUUUGCCUUUAAUCUUACUGUUCUUAAUUAUAGAAUCAAAGUAUGAAAAUCUGCACAAAUGCAAUGUUUACAAGAACUGGUUGAUUCUAGAAGCAUCUGCUACAGUCUCUUUUUAUAUGGAUAUGUACAUGUCCUACUCUACAAAAAUGAUUAAAGAUAAAAAUGUACUUGUAUCCCACUGCUAAUUUAGCUGUCAAAUCUGGUGUUUCAUCAUAUUAAAAGCAAUAAAUCAGUAGUUGGUAAUCUACUUUACUAAAUAAGCUGGGUGGUACAAAUUUUAAAAAGUCUUUCCUCUAAAAAUAAUACUACAUUUGUAUUUUCGGCACCAUCAGUUAAGUCCUUGAAUGUAAUAUAAAUUUGAUACAAAGACAUUACCUUUACCCUCAAAAUAUUCUCAAAACUGUAUUCUUUAGAAGUUGGUUUUGCCCUGUAGACAUUUUAAUAUUGAGUUAUAGUUAUAUAAAAAGUGAUGAGCUAAUAUAGUUUUUUUUUUUUUUUUUUAAAUAAAAUCAAUUUCAAGCUCACUCUUAAUUUCUUUACUUGACAGUCUGUGGGAUCUCUCAGGUGGUAAGUUUUAAAAGAAUACCAAUGGCCUGUAAGAAUAAACAGGAAGAAUAAUCUGAUCUUUAAAAUUAUGGUUAUCGAUCGUUUCACUCUAAUGUAGCCUUUUUAAAAAGGACUCUUUUUUUAAAAAAGCAAGUGAAAUCUUGUAAACUACCAUGAGCUGCCAAAUACUUCUAAUAAUUUGGUGACUUUUAUUGGGAAUGAUAGUUUUUACUACAUUCGUCAUUCCUCUCUUUAGCUCCGUUACCAUAGAAUGUUUCUGAGGUACUCUACUUCCUGUAUUCACUUCAGGUCACAUCAAAAUGCCAGGAUAUUUGAUGAUUCAUUUUAUUUAAAAUUAGAUGACAGUGCUAAUUAUGCUAUCAUAAUCUGAGGAUUAAUCUUCUGAUUUAUAGGAACAUGAGUUUUGAUUGCAUUUGGGUAUAGUCUUUGGCUCAGUACCCAAUGAGACUAGCAGCAGACAUUUGAAAGAUAACUCACUAAGACUGAGAAUACAUGUCCAAACUUGAAAAACCAAAUAUGCUAAAGGACCCAUGUGGUGAUCAGACUGACCUUGGUCUCAUUUGUACCUGUUUUAACUGAGGUGAUCAGGCACUUAGUACCCAUAGAAGUGGGUUGGAAUUAUUGAAUCAUAAUUCUGUAACAUCACAAUCUUCUCGGUUUUCUGAAGUCUUUUUGUGCUUUUGAUGUAUACACUAUAUAAUAAAAUGUUUGACUAACAUA
Cynocephalus volans (Philippine flying lemur) is the source of this 2707-nucleotide messenger RNA. It is a transcript of the gene CDC37L1, whose product is annotated as cell division cycle 37 like 1, HSP90 cochaperone. Gene Ontology annotation, molecular function: heat shock protein binding; protein-folding chaperone binding. The record is from RefSeq and is a predicted model, not a curated record. Gene Ontology annotation, cellular component: cytoplasm. Bases 158 to 1168 code for a protein of 336 amino acids. Lineage: Eukaryota; Metazoa; Chordata; Mammalia; Dermoptera; Cynocephalidae. The transcript has 7 exons. Gene Ontology annotation, biological process: protein stabilization; protein folding.